Messenger RNA from Spodoptera exigua (beet armyworm), 1940 nucleotides. The record is from the annotation of a GenBank genome assembly. Lineage: Eukaryota; Metazoa; Arthropoda; Insecta; Lepidoptera; Noctuidae.
UAAGAAGGCUACGCUAUGACCGGCGACUCAAACCUUCGGCUCCGAGGCUCGCGGUCGGCCGUAGCCGGUACUAUACCAAUAACAUAUGCACAUUUAAAUACUUUAUUUUCUUCAAAUAAAACUACUUGUGUUGAGUGAAAGAAAAUAAAGAAAUAAAUUAAAAUGCCUGCCGACUCAGACCUAAUUGUACCUAAUGGAGAAAUUAUUGGCGUGGAGAAGGACAGCUACAAAACUCUUGCUGUAAGAUCCAAUCAUGAAGAUUUUAUUAGAAGAGCAGUAGACUUGUUGGUGGAACGAGUAGUCUUCGGAAGGUCUUCCAGAACUUCCAAAGUGGUGGAAUGGGCCUCCCCUGAUGAAAUCAAGAAAGCGAUAGAUCUGAAGCCAAGAGACUCGCCUGUGGCUCAUGAAGAGCUCCUCAAACUUAUGGCCGAUGUUGCUCGCUACUCUGUCAACACAGGACAUCCCUACUUCGUUAACCAACUGUUUUCGAGCGUCGAUCCUUACGGUCUGGUUGGGCAAUGGUUGACCGAUGCCUUGAACCCCAGCGUGUACACCUUCGAAGUGGCACCAGUCUUCACUCUGAUGGAAGAAGAGGUUCUUCGGGAAAUGAGGGCGAUAGUCGGAUGGGCUGGCGGCGAUGGAGAUGGAAUCUUCUGUCCUGGAGGCUCCCUCGCCAAUGGAUACGCUAUCAGCUGUGCUCGCUAUUAUUUUUAUCCAGAAAUUAAGACCAAAGGCGUGUACGCAGUACCACGGCUCGUGCUCUUCACGUCAGAGCUAGCUCAUUAUUCCACGAAAAAACUGGCCACAUUCAUGGGCAUUGGCGAAGACAACUGCAUCAUGGUGAAAACUGAUAUCAAUGGAAAGAUUAUCGUUGAAGAUUUAGAGUUGAAAAUCGCUUGCGCUAUUGAGGAUGGAGCUAGUCCUUUCCUGGUCACGGCUACAGCUGGUACUACUGUGUAUGGAGCCUUUGAUCCCCUGGUGGAAAUUGCUGCAGUGUGCAAGAAGUACAAUUUGUGGCUGCACGUUGAUGCCGCGUGGGGCGGCGGCGCCUUAAUGUCCAAAAAGCACAGACAUCUCCUUAAUGGAAUUGAGCUGGCGGACUCGGUGACGUGGAACCCUCACAAGCUCUUGGCGGCGCCACAACAGUGCUCCACCUUCCUAAUUAAACACAAGAAUGUCCUCAAAGAUUGUCAUUCAAGCAACGCCAAGUACCUCUUCCAGAAGGACAAAUUUUACGACACAUCUUACGACACGGGAGACAAACAUAUACAGUGCGGAAGGAGGGCUGAUGUUCUCAAAUUCUGGUUCAUGUGGAAAGCUAAAGGAUCCGAAGGUUUUGAGAAGCAUAUUGAUACAUUGUUCGAUAACGCCAGGUUCUUCACCGACCACAUUCGGCAGAGAGAAGGUUUCCAACUUGUCAUAGAGAAGCCAGAGUGCACAAAUAUCAUGUUUUGGUACAUACCCCGUUCUCUCCGUGGUCGCGAGAACGAACCCGACUACAAAGAAAGGCUGCACAAGGUCGCCCCCAAAAUAAAAGAGCGAAUGAUAAAGGAAGGAAGCAUGAUGGUCACUUACCAACCUCAAGGUGACCUCGUCAACUUCUUCCGUAUAGUUUUUCAAAACUCAGCUCUAGACCACAAAGAUAUGGUCUAUUUUGCGAACGAGAUUGACAGACUCGGAAAAGAUUUGAUAGUUUAAAUAUUAUAUUUUAUUAAUAUUUAAUUUUAUAAUUAAGUGUAAAACUGUACAAAUGUCAGUUGACCUGUGAUUAUUUUAAGAAUUAUACCUACAUACGAAUUGAAUUUAUAAACGUAUAUUUAAUGUAUAUGUGUAAGUUCUCGUGAUUAUUGUGAUUUAUUGUAAAUAAGUUAUAUAAUAUAUUAUUUAGAAUAUAAAAUAUAAUGGUAUUUUUAAGUAACCUGCUUUCUUUAAUUAUUUUU